Molecule: messenger RNA, 1713 nt
Organism: Insectozyma verbasci
Lineage: Eukaryota; Fungi; Ascomycota; Pichiomycetes; Serinales; Debaryomycetaceae
Source: the annotation of a GenBank genome assembly
AUGUUACUUCUAUUUCUAUUAAUUGGUUUAGUUGUUGCUAAUUUAGCUAAAUUUGAUGAGAAUAGAUAUUCACAAGUUUGUGCUGGUGUAUAUUCAAAAUAUGAUUGGGGUGGUUCAAUUAAACCUCAUAUUGGUAUUACAUUAAAUAAGUAUGAUGAUUUAAAAUAUAAUGAAAAGGAUAAAGAUAAUAAAGAACAAGGUCAUGAUAAAGGAAUUAUUAUAAGUUAUGUUAUAUUUGAAUAUAAAGACUUAGACAAUAUUGGAUAUGAUUUAGGUAAUGGUCAGAAGAAAUAUAUCUGUGAUGAUUCUGCUAUUGAAAUAAAUGCAUGUACGGAAGGUCAAAAAAACAAUUUUAUACUAAAUUCAAAUACUACAAAUUCAACAGUUUAUACUUCACAUUUAUCGCAUUUAGGUCCAGCAGCUAUAAAUUAUCAUAUUAAUAGAACUGGUUAUUAUUGUAUCUCAACAUUUACAAGAUUAGAACUGACUAAAUAUCAAGGUUCGAUAAAUUUUCAAAAUGCUUUUGGUCAAUUGAGUGCUAGUGAAAUUCCAAAAUUACCAGGUUAUGGUAUAUUAACCAUCUGUUAUGCAAUUGCAUUAGCUUUAUUUGGUUUUCAAUUUUUUAAGAAAAGAAAAGAAAAUCAAAUAUUACCUUUACAAAAAUAUUUGUUAGCCAUGCUUGGUUUUUUAACAUUUGAUACUUUGGUAGUUUGGUCUUAUUAUGAUUUAAUAAAUAGAAUUAAAUCUCCAAGUAAUGGAUUUGCAAGAUUUUAUAUGGUAUUUUUAGCAAUUUUUAAUGCUAUAAAAAUUACAUUUUCAUUUUUUUUAUUAUUAUGUAUUUCAUUAGGUUAUGGAGUUGUUGUAUUAAAAUUGAAAAAGAAAACAAUGACAUUAUGUAAGAUUCUUGCUGGGUUUAAUUUUGCUGCUUCAUUAGUUUAUUUAAUUUUUAAUUAUUAUGAUGGUUCGUCAAUGGCUUUGGUGCUGACUGAAAAUAUAGACGAUUCAGAUGCUGGUGGAUUCCUUGGUUUAAUUCCAAUGAUUCCAAUUUCUAUAACUUUAACAAUUUAUUAUAUUACAAUUUUAUCAUCCAUUAGAAAAACAACCCAAUCAUUACAUCAACAAAGACAAAUUAUAAAACUACAAUUAUAUCAAAAUUUAUUUAAAAUUAUAUUUUUUGCAGUUAUUUUAACAUUUUUAGGUUUGACUUUAAGUUCAUUUAUUUAUCUUUCAAUGUCAACUACUGAAAUGUUUGAACAACAUUGGAAAAGUUCAUUUUUUAUUUUUGAUUUUUGGCCAAGUUGUGUAUUUUUUUUUGUAUUUUUAGCUAUUGCAUGGUUAUGGAGACCUACUGAAACAAGUUAUAUGUUGGCAAUUUCACGACAAUUAUCAACUGGUGAAGGAGUAAAUGAUGACGAAGGCGAAAACCAACAAAAUGGUCAUGAAUUUGAAUUAGAUGAUUUAUCAUUAAUGAGUCAUGAUGAUGAAGAAAAUACAGAAACAAGAGUAGAUAGAGAUUCAUUUGAAAUUGGUGAAUCAAGUACAAAUAAAAGAGAUACUGAACAACCACCAGAUUAUGAUGAUUUAAGUAUUAAACAACCAGUUGAGUCAAAUAGUACUAAUAACAAUACUUUAUUUGAAUUAGGUGAAGAUGAUAGUGAUCAUGAAAAUGAAAAUGAAAAUGAUGAUCGAUUAAAAGUUGAUAAAAAAGAUUGA